Messenger RNA from Malurus melanocephalus (red-backed fairy wren), 1666 nucleotides. RefSeq names its product argininosuccinate lyase-like. The coding region runs from base 295 to 1581 and encodes 428 amino acids. Gene Ontology annotation, cellular component: cytosol. Lineage: Eukaryota; Metazoa; Chordata; Aves; Passeriformes; Maluridae. The transcript is spliced from 15 exons. Gene Ontology annotation, molecular function: argininosuccinate lyase activity. The record is from RefSeq and is a predicted model, not a curated record.
GGAUCGGGAUCGUAACCAGAGCUGGGAUCGGGAUCGUAACCAGAGCUGGGAUCGGGCCGGAACCGAAGCUGAGAUCGGGAGUGGAUCUGCGAUCGGGACCGGAGCUGUGAUCGGGACCGGGAUUGGCGCUGGGACUGUGACCAGGAUUGGGAUCAGGACCGGGACUGUGACCAGGAUUGGGUUCGGGACCGGGACUGUGACCGGGAUUGGGAUCAGGACCGGGAUCAGAGCCGCCUCGCAGGUGGCCCCUCUGCGGGCUCUCCUCCCUGCGCACAGGACCCGCCACCGGCCGCGAUGGCAGCAGCCGAGGGGAAUAAACUUUGGGGUGGAAGAUUCAGUGGAAGCACAGAUCCCAUCAUGGAGAUGCUCAACGCUUCCAUUAGCUAUGACCAGAGACUGUCUGAGGUGGAUAUCCAGGGCAGYAUGGCUUAUGCCAAAGCCUUGGAGAAGGCUGGGAUCCUGUCUAAAAYGGAGCUGGAGAAGAUCCUGGGAGGCCUGGGGAAGAUCUCUGAGGAAUGGUCCCAAGGAGUCUUUGUGCUGAAACAAACGGAUGAGGACAUCCACACUGCCAACGAGCGCAGACUGAAGGAGCUGAUUGGAGAYGUAGCUGGGAAGUUGCACACUGGCAGAAGCAGGAAUGAUCAGGUUGUGACUGACCUGAAGCUGUUCAUGAAGAAUUCUCUCUCUGUCAUCUCCACGCACCUCCUGCGGCUCGUUGAGACCCUGGUGGAACGCGCUGCUGUAGAAAUUGAUGUGAUCCUGCCUGGCUACACCCACCUGCAGAAAGCUCAGCCCAUCCGAUGGAGCCACUUUUUGCUCAGCCAUGCUGUUGCUCUGACCCGGGAUUCUGAGCGCCUGGGAGAGGUGAAGAGGAGGAUCAAUGUCUUGCCUUUGGGAAGUGGAGCUCUGGCUGGAAACCCCCUGGGAAUCGAUAGAGAACUUCUGUGCAGUGAGCUGGACUUCGCUUCCAUCAGCCUGAACAGCAUGGAUGCCGUCAGCGAGAGGGACUUUGUGGUGGAAUUCCUCUCUGCUGCSACCCUGCUGAUGAUCCACCUCAGCAARAUGGCUGAGGAUCUCAUMAUCUACAGCACCAGCGAGUUUGGCUUCCUGACCCUCUCUGAUGCCUACAGCACUGGCAGCAGCCUGAUGCCUCAGAAGAAGAAUCCCGACAGUCUGGAGCUGAUCGUGGACACCCUGAAUGCUGUGCUCCAGGUUGCCACUGGAGUGAUUUCCACCCUCCAGAUCAACAAGGAGAGCAUGGAGAGGGCGUUGAGCCCAGAGAUGUUGGCCACUGAUCUGGCUCUCUACCUGGUUCGGAAAGGAAUGCCCUUCAGACAAGCACACGUGGCCUCUGGCAAGGCCGUCCAGCUCGCCGAGACCAAAGGCGUCACCAUCAACCACCUCAGCCUGCAGGACCUACAGAACAUCAGCCCCCUGUUUGGCAGCGACGUGGCGCAGGUGUUCAGCGUGGUGACCAGCGUGGAGCAGUACACGGCCGCGGGCGGCACCGCCAAGAGCAGCGUGACCGCCCAGAUCGAGCAGCUGCGGGAGCUGCUCAAGAGGCUCAAGGAACAGGCUUAGAGUGUGGGGAGAGAUGCCGUGCCAGCAGCGUUGUGCCUGUGCCACUGAUCUGGAGUUAAUAAACACUGGGGUGUUUGUAGUUCAC